AUGGUAGAGGGGAAGGCUGAAACUUUGUUUGGGGUUUCCAUGAGUGAGGUUGUACAAGCACAGCUAAGAGUAUUAGUUAAGGAAGAGAGAGUGAAGUGUCGGGGUCCCGGGAAUGUUGAGGAGAACAAAGCAGCAGAACAGAGUGUGUCUGUGUCCAUCUCUAUGCACUUUGGACAACGGGAACCAUAUCUUCUUUUUUCACACUCCACACCCAUCUUCUACACUUGCCUCAUUUCCACUUUAUUUGCCUCUGAUUGCCAAAGGUUGAAAACAGUUUCUUUGGACGAAAUGGGUCGUUGGAAUUCAGACUUGAAUUUGCACAUUUGUAAAUGUAUCUUUUCAAUGUUGAUUUUCUGUGCAACUUUCUGCGUUGGGGACACUGAUCCACUUGAUGUUGCGGCAAUCAAUAGUUUGUAUGUGGCUCUUGGCUCACCACCCCUUGAGGGGUGGAAAGCUAUAGGAGGAGAUCCAUGCUUGGAGGAAUGGCAAGGUGUGAGUUGUGUCUUCUCCAACAUAACUGCUUUACGACUGGGAGGCAUGAAUCUAAGUGGACAACUGGGAAGUAAUUUGGAUUUCCCAUCCAUUAUAGAAUUGGAUCUUAGCAACAACCAGAUUGGAGGGGCCAUUCCAUCCACUUUGUCCCCUACUUUGAGGAACUUGUCACUUUCAGCUAAUCAAUUAAAUGGAAGCAUUCCAGAUGCCUUAUCCUCAUUAACUCAAUUGUCAGACUUGUCAUUGAAAGAUAACCAUCUGAAUGGACAAAUUCCAGAUGCAUUCCCACAGCUCACUGGUUUGAUGAAUAUGGAUCUGUCAGGCAACAACUUGAGUGGUCAGCUGCCUCCCUCAAUGGGGAAUUUGUCAUCUCUGGUCACAUUACAUUUGCAGCACAAUCAACUUUCUGGGACCCUAUUUGUUUUGCAGGACCUCCCCCUUCAGGAUCUGAACAUCGAGAACAAUAUAUUCUCUGGGCCAAUUCCUCCGGAGUUGUUGAGUAUGCCUAAUUUCAGAAAAGAUGGGAAUCCGUUUAAUACUACUGUCAUUCCAUCACCUCCAGCUGCUUCCCCUGCACCCGUUGCUAUGGCUCCUUCCCCAGAAAAAUCACCUUGGAAAGUGGCAAAUAAUCCCUCUGCUACCACCAUAAAAGCACCAAUACCUGCAAUUGCUGAGAGGUCUUUCAAAACUAAGAAAUUAGUUUGGAUUGUUGCUGCAGGCUUUUUAUUAUUCAUUGCAUUAGGAGUUUGUCUUCUAAUGUUGUGGUGCUUUAAGAGAAGAUCAGAGAAUAAGAGCUAUAAGAAACACAACAUGAAUGUGUAUAAAAGAUCUUUGCAUAAAUAUACAAGCAAUGACUCCCCUUUUGAAGCAACUGAUGAUGAGAAGAAAGGAUGGUGUUCCAAACUUCCCCCACUGCAGCCAGCACCACCACAUCAACUCCCAAUCAUUCCUGGAGAGAAUUUACUCAUCAAUCGAACUAUAUCUGGCAAUGCAACCAAAAGACAAAUUGUAACAAAUUUCAUCCAAGUUUAUACUGUUUCAUCUCUUCAGCAGUACACAAAUAGUUUUUCCCAAGAAAAUUAUAUUGGGGAAGGCAUGCUUGGGCCUGUUUAUAGAGCUGAACUCCCAGAUGGAAAGUCACUGGCAAUUAGAAAGCUGAAUGCUUCUGCUUCUGCUUCCAUGGGACAAAAUCACGAGCAGUUUCUUCAAUUAGCUUCCAGUAUCUCCAAAAUUCAACAUGCCAAUAUUGUAAAGCUUAUGGGCUACUGUUCUGAGUAUAGCCAACGACUACUUGUAUAUGAGUAUUGCAGUAAUGGCACCCUUCGUGAUGCAUUGCAUACAGAUGAUAAACUUCAGAUUAAACUUUCAUGGGAUGAUCGCAUUCAAGUGUCACUUGGAGCAGCAAGAGCUUUAGAGUAUUUGCAUGAUUACUUUCAGCCACCCAUUGUGCACCGAAACUUCACCUCUGCUAAUAUACUCCUUAAUGACAAGUUGGAAGUGAAGGUCUCUGACUGUGGAUUAGGUUCUUUACUAUCUUCAGGCUCUUCUAGUAAGUUUUCGGGACACCAACUCACAGCUAAUGGUUAUAGUGCUCCAGAAUAUGAGUAUGGAAGUUAUACACUGCAAAGUGAUGUCUUUAGCUUUGGAGUUGUAAUGCUUGAACUCCUGACUGGACGAAAAUCCUAUGACAGCUCACUGCCACGUGGAGAGCAGUUUUUGGUGAAAUGGGCAGUCCCUCAACUCCAUGACAUAGAUGCAUUGUCAAAAAUGGUUGACCCCUCUUUAAAUGGAGAGUAUCCUAAGAAAUCAUUGUCACGUUUUGCAGACAUUAUUUCUUCAUGUAUACAGCAUGAACCUGAGUUUCGACCAGCUAUGUCAGAAAUUGUUCAGGAUCUCUUGCGAAUGAUGUAG
Molecule: messenger RNA, 2403 nt
Organism: Sphenostylis stenocarpa
Lineage: Eukaryota; Viridiplantae; Streptophyta; Magnoliopsida; Fabales; Fabaceae
Source: the annotation of a GenBank genome assembly